Sporothrix brasiliensis 5110 is the source of this 195-nucleotide messenger RNA. RefSeq lists its product as uncharacterized. NCBI's taxonomy places the organism in Eukaryota, Fungi, Ascomycota, Sordariomycetes, Ophiostomatales, Ophiostomataceae. The transcript is spliced from 2 exons. The record is from RefSeq and is a predicted model, not a curated record. The coding region runs from base 1 to 195 and encodes 64 amino acids.
AUGCCUGCAUCCGACGCUCUUCCUAACAUUCGUCGAGAACCGCCGCUGACGCCGGCUGAGCGGACGAUUGUCAAGUCGUACGGCGGUUGGACAGCCUUUAUGCAGUCGUACGGUCUCAAGCCGUGGGACGAAGCCGACGCCCAGGAGGGCAAGCAGAUUCUCGAGGCCAUGGUCGCGGGAGACAAGGGAAACUAA